Molecule: messenger RNA, 4130 nt
Organism: Nycticebus coucang (slow loris)
Lineage: Eukaryota; Metazoa; Chordata; Mammalia; Primates; Lorisidae
Gene: FOXP4
Product: forkhead box P4
Exons: 17
Coding region: 497-2539 (680 amino acids)
Biological process (GO): regulation of transcription by RNA polymerase II
Cellular component (GO): nucleus
Molecular function (GO): DNA-binding transcription repressor activity, RNA polymerase II-specific; RNA polymerase II cis-regulatory region sequence-specific DNA binding
Source: RefSeq, a predicted model, not a curated record
CACUCGCAGCCCAGGCUCAGUCGCAGCCCCUCGGAGUCCUUAGCCGGCCGCCCCUGCGUAGUGGACUGAGCGGCCGGCGCCCGGGACGGAGACCCCAGCCCGCAAGGAGGGCGCGGCGCAGGCGGCGGCGGCGCGGCGGGGAGGAGCCCGGGCCGGAACCAGGGCUGGGCCGGGGGCGGGGACGCCGGGGUCCCGGAGCCCCGGAGCCGGAGCUAGCUAACAGCGUCGCGGAAGGACUGGGAAGGAGGAGCAGAGCCGGAGCGAGCCGAGCCGCCCACAAAGUGCAAUGACCCGGCGGGGCUGAGGCGCGCGGCGGCCGGCGCGGCGCGCAAGGAGGACGCCCGGGAUCUGCGCGGCGCGGGGCGGCACGGAGGGGCAGCCCCGGCGAGCGGCGGCGGGCCCGGACUGGGACCGGAGCGAGCCCCAUGCCCCGUGCGGGCUGACGGGCCGGAGCCCGCACGGAGCGGCCGGGACGGACAGGUCCUGCUAGAGCGACAUGAUGGUGGAGUCCGCCUCGGAGACAAUCAGGUCGGCUCCGUCUGGUCAGAAUGGCGUGGGUAGCCUCUCCGGUCAAGCUGAUGGUGGUGGCAGUGGCGGGGCCCCAGGUACAGCCGCAGGUGGCACAGGCAGGGACAUGGCCACUGGUGCAGACAGCAAUGGUGAGAUGAGCCCUACGGAGCUGCUGCACUUCCAGCAGCAACAGGCUCUCCAGGUGGCCAGGCAGUUCCUGUUGCAGCAGGCCUCAGGCCUGAGCUCCCCGGGGAACAAUGACAGCAAACAGUCUGCCUCUGCUGUGCAGGUGCCCGUGUCAGUGGCCAUGAUGUCACCACAGAUGCUCACCCCCCAGCAGAUGCAGCAGAUUCUGUCACCCCCACAGCUGCAAGCCCUGCUCCAGCAGCAGCAAGCCCUCAUGCUCCAGCAGCUGCAGGAAUACUACAAGAAACAGCAAGAGCAGCUUCACCUACAGCUCCUCACCCAGCAGCAGGCUGGCAAACAGCAACCCAAAGAGGCUCUGGGGAACAAGCAGCUGGCCUUCCAGCAGCAGCUCCUGCAAAUGCAACAGUUGCAGCAGCAGCACCUGCUCAACCUGCAGAGGCAGGGGCUGGUCAGCCUGCAGCCCAACCAAGCCUCCGGGCCCCUGCAGACCCUCCCGCAAGCAGCUGUGUGCCCAACGGAUCUGCCCCAGCUGUGGAAGGGCGAAGGUACCCCCGGGCAGCCUGCCGAGGACAGCGUCAAACAGGAGGGGCUGGACCUCACUGGCACAGCUGCCACCGCUACCUCGUUUGCCGCUCCACCCAAGGUCUCACCCCCCCUCUCCCACCAUACCCUGCCCAACGGACAGCCCACUGUGCUCACAUCUCGGAGAGACAGCUCCUCCCACGAGGAGACUCCUGGAUCCCACCCCUUGUACGGACAUGGAGAGUGCAAGUGGCCAGGCUGUGAGACCCUGUGUGAAGAUCUGGGCCAGUUUAUCAAGCACCUCAACACAGAGCAUGCCCUGGAUGACCGGAGCACGGCCCAGUGCCGGGUGCAGAUGCAGGUGGUGCAACAGCUGGAGAUCCAGCUCGCCAAGGAGAGUGAGCGGCUGCAGGCCAUGAUGGCCCACCUGCACAUGCGGCCCUCGGAGCCCAAGCCCUUCAGCCAGCCACUGAAUCCAGUUCCUGGCUCCUCCUCAUUCUCUAAGGUGACAGUCUCUGCAGCAGACUCCUUCCCAGAUGGCCUCGUGCACCCCCCAACCUCGGCCGCUGCCCCUGUCACCCCUCUACGGCCUCCCGGUCUCAGCUCUGCCUCCCUACACAGUGGGGGCCCUGCCCGCCGGAGAAGCAGCGACAAGUUCUGCUCCCCCAUUUCCUCAGAGCUGGCCCAGAAUCAUGAGUUCUACAAGAACGCCGAUGUCAGGCCGCCCUUCACCUACGCCUCCCUCAUUCGCCAGGCCAUUCUGGAAACCCCUGACAGGCAGCUGACCCUGAAUGAGAUCUAUAACUGGUUCACUAGGAUGUUUGCCUAUUUCCGCAGAAAUACGGCCACCUGGAAGAACGCCGUGCGUCACAACCUCAGCCUGCACAAGUGCUUUGUCCGUGUGGAGAACGUCAAGGGUGCUGUGUGGACCGUGGAUGAGCGGGAGUAUCAGAAGCGGAGACCGCCAAAGAUGACAGGGAGCCCCACCCUGGUGAAGAACAUGAUCUCGGGCCUCAGCUAUGGAGCACUUAAUGCCAGCUACCAGGCCGCCCUGGCCGAGAGCAGCUUCCCCCUCCUCAACAGCCCUGGUGUGCUGAACCCUGGCUCUGCCAGCAGCCUCCUGCCCCUCAGCCAUGACGAUGUGGGUGCCCCAGAGCCGCUGCCCAGCAAUGGCGGCAGCAGCCCACCUCGCCUCUCCCCACCCCAGUACAGCCACCAGGUGCAGGUGAAAGAGGAGCCAACUGAGGCAGAGGAAGACAGGCAGCCUGCGCCCUCCCUGGGCACCCCCAACCCCAACACCUUGGGGCCUCCAGAAGACAGGGACUUGGAAGAGGACCUGCCUGGAGAAGAACUGUCCUAAGGGCUAGUAGGGGUGGGCAGGGCAGGGGUGAGACCCCUCCCUCCCAGGCCCAGGCCCAGGUCCCACCUUCCCCACUCCACAGCCCCUCCCAGCCUCCAGGCACUUACGGGACUCAGAUGGGGGAGGCCUGGGCCAGCAACUCCCCAGGUGACCCAACUGACAAACACUUGGGGGUAGGGAUGAUCCUCAUCCCUAGGGGGGACACAGCCCUGGUCUGGGACUGGUACAGGACACUUAAAGGACAUGGAGGGCCCAAACCCCUUCUUAGACCCUCUCCCAUAUCUGAAUACCGCCUCCCCAAACCACCAGCAGCAGCAGGGCCCUCCUCCCCUACAGGGCCCCUCAGUGCCACGGAGACCUGCAGGCAGGGCUAAGUCACCCCUCUGAAAUCCAGGGGCCCUCACACCUGGCUCUGGCAGGGUUUUCUGGCCAGAGGCCCCCACUUACCUAAUUUGUGCUCCCUUCUGCCUUUUCCUACUGUGAAGAAAUAACUCUCCACCCUAACUCCUACCCUGCCCUGGCCUGUAGGGGUGGGGGGCACUGAAGUUUCAGACCACCUGACUCCAGCCUCUCCCUGCAGCCUGAGGCAGGACCCAGCAAGAACUGGGCCUCCACCCCCACCCCUAUUUUCUGGGUGCCAUUCCCGCCACUCCCACACUGGGGAGCAUAGGAAGAGGCCCACUGUCUAGCCACAGAGGUCUGUACCAGGUGGGCUUCUGCAGGUGGAGCAGAGCCACCCCUGAGGCCAGGGGUGGGACCUGGAGGUGGUGCCUGGAUUGCCAGGAAAUGCAGGGGAAGGUGAGGCUGAAGCCACCCUGGCCUGCAGGCCCCCUACUGCGGUCUUCUCUCACCCUCCCACAGUACCCCUUCCCUAUCCCCCAGUUAAACAGAUGACCAAAGACCUUUCUUAUGCCGGAAGCAAAAACCAAAACUUUUUGUUGGCUUUUUCCUUUGUAGCCUCCCCAGCAUCUGCUCUCCCAGCUCUUCCACCAGCCCCAGGCUAGAAGCCCUCCCUUCACUUAAGUUAUUGUUUUAAACCAAAGUUUACAGUGUCUGUUGGUGGCCAAAACCCUCUCCCUCCACCCCUUCUCUGCCCCACCCUGAGGACCCUGGGGCUCUGUGGAGGCGAGGGCCCUGCUCACCUCCCUUCUGUUCCUUACCCAGCCUGGGGAAGGAGAGAGGGCUGAGGGGAGGGGGUGGCUCUCGUCCCCUUGGCCAGUAGGCAGGAAGCCUUUGUCCCCAACCCUGGGCUGCUUCCUGGGGGGCCACCAGACCCCUCUCUAGGACCAAGUCCCCCAAUGUGCUGGGAGUGUGGAUUCCAGCAAGAGCUGGAAAAAGUGAGACUCUCCACAGACCCCCUAUGGGGGACCCCAACUUUAAGGCCAAGGACUGAGUGUGUUGGAUGCUCAUAACACCCCCGCCUGGCCUCUUUGCUGAGAAGACUCCUUGGAUAUUUCCCAAGAAACCCCACGUAUCCCCUUCACAAGCCACCCUCCUGAGAGGCAGGGGGCUCUCUGCCCCCUCCCAUGUAUUCCCCACCUGUGUUCCGUUUGACCAGCACAGAAAUAUUAAACGUCCUCUAUUCACUGGG